This is a messenger RNA of Monoraphidium neglectum, 1464 nucleotides long. RefSeq lists its product as hypothetical. The record is from RefSeq and is a predicted model, not a curated record. Gene Ontology annotation, molecular function: cullin family protein binding. The coding region runs from base 1 to 1464 and encodes 487 amino acids. Gene Ontology annotation, cellular component: cytoplasm; nucleus. NCBI's taxonomy places the organism in Eukaryota, Viridiplantae, Chlorophyta, Chlorophyceae, Sphaeropleales, Selenastraceae. The transcript has 6 exons. Gene Ontology annotation, biological process: SCF-dependent proteasomal ubiquitin-dependent protein catabolic process.
AUGUCGCCGUACAUUGACCUCAUAUCGCGGACGGGUGCGGGACGGGAGCCCUCCGCUCCAGUUUUGCUUCCGCAGCAGGUCAAUGAGGAGGUCAUGGAACUGGUGGUGCAGUACAUGACAUACCACAGCGUGGCGGGGCGCUCGGACAAGGAGAAGCGCCAAUUCAACGAAAAGUUCGUCCGCAUCGACACCAAGCGCCUCUGCGAGCUCACCUCUGGCGCCGACGCGCUGAAGAUGCGCCCGGUGGUCGACCUCGCCAGCCGCCAGCUCGCGCGCAUGAUUGAGGGCAAGAGCCCUGACGAGAUACGGGCGGCGUUCAACCUGCCGGAUGACCUUACAGAGGAGGAGAAGCUGGAGCCCAUACGGAAUGUGGGGGAGGACGCGCGCAUACGGCUGCUGAACAGGCUGUACGCCAAGAAGCGGCAGGAGCUCGUCGCGCGAAAGGGGACGGCCCCCUCCGACGCGACAUGCGGCGGCGGCGCUUCCACGUCGGCGCCGGCGCCGGCGCCAGCGGCUGCGGCCGCGCCGGCUGCAGCAGAGCGCAGCGACAGCCGGAGCGUGGAGGAGCUCCUCUCCUUCAUAGAGGCAGGGGGCGGCGGCGGGAGCGGCGAUCUUGGCGCAGCUGCGGCAGCAGCAGCGGGCCCUGGGUCCGCCUCUAAGAGGAAGAAGAAGAAGGCCCAGAAGCCCAAAUGCGGGGCCGGCGGCGGGACGGGCAGCGGCGCCGGCGCCAGCGGCGGCGACGGCGACCGCGACUUUGUGGCGGGCGGCGGCGGCCGGCUGGACCAGGGGCAGCGGUCCGGCAGCUUGGGGGGCGGCGGCGCCGUGGGGCUGGCUGAGCUGCUGGCCAACAAGCCAGUGGAGGAGCUUAUGGACGAGCUGUUCCCCGAGGACGGGUUUGAGGACUCAGACAAGGACCAGGAGCUGGUGGGGGAGUUCCAGCGGCGGCUGACGGCGGACUGGAGCGCGCGUGCACAGGAGCUGCUGCACGAGGCCGGCAGCUGCGACCUCUUAUCCAGCCACCUCAGCUCUUCCCCGCCCAGCGACCGCCAUUGCAUCGGCGGCGGCGAGGCUGGUGGCAGCUGCCGGGAUGCUGGUGCUUGCGGUAGCGAAGACGGCAGCCGGCAAGCCGCGGGUGACCUACUGGCAGCGAGCGGCGCAGAGUCGUCCUGCGGGGCAGGUGGCGCCGAUGCGCCGAGGCUCGCAGCAAACGGCGAGGACACUGCCGCAGUUGCUGCCGCCGCCGGCGGCAAGCGGGGAGAGGGCUGCCUGGCUCGCGUCGCAGAAGAGCUGGUGGUUGAGGCGGCGGAUGAGCUGGCUCUGGAGGUUGUGUUCGAAGAGCAACGGCAGCAGGGCGCAGCGGGUCGGCUGCAGCAAGGGCGCUGGCGGCGUGCCGACCCCUGGCGAGGUGCACGGCAGCGACAUCGCGCCUGGGACACCCCUGGCAUCGGCAUCCCCACCCGUUAG